GUUGCAGGUUCUAAUCGCAUGCAAUUGUAUAAUCAAUAGCCUGCAUGCUUACCGCUUCCACGUCACUCGCUACCUUUCUCUCUCUCUCUCUUUCUCUCGAACUAGGAUCACAACUAGGAUCACGCAAGAUACACCAAUUCGUUAAAGUGCCAUCUCUACUUUAAGCUUAACUACCAGCCCUACAACGCGACCGAUUUACCUAGCGACAACGGCUUCCGCUCUUAAACCACGACUCGAAACCUUCGCGCGUAAAAGAGGAUAGCUCCUAGGGCCACGCGCUCAGAGCAUCACGUAUAAGAGAGCAUGAACAACUACGCAAGCAACGCCAUGAACGAUUACAAUGCGUCGGUGCGGCCGGGGUCGACGAGACCAGGCACGCGAUUCGCAGCCCCAAUUCGGAAUCCAGAACACGCCGAGCCUUGGGAUCAGAUAAGCGACGAACAUCGGAACGAGAUCAACGAUUGCUUCCACCUCUUCGACAUGAACAAAGACGAACAGCUCGACUUUAGUGAAUUCCGGUACGCGCUACAAGCCCUCGGCUUCUCUAACCUCUCGCGGCCCGACCUCAUCGCAUCAUUUAAGUCGGCCGCGCGACCACGUCCAGGCUGGACGCCUCUACCAUCUCUCCCGAACCAACCGCCGCCACAGACUACGCCAGGCGUAGUCGACCUGCGGCUAUCGCGCGAGGGCUUCCAAGCAGUCGCGGCGCGGUACGUAGCAGCACGCGACCCGCGCGAGGAGCUACUCAAGACAUUUGCGCUAUUCGACCGCGGCAGCAAGGGCGUUAUCACCGUCGACGACCUGCGCAGCGUUGUGAAAGAGCUCGGCGAAGACGUUCCCGACAACGAACUGCACAGCAUGAUCGAGCAGUUCGACGUCGAGGGCAAGGGCGGCGUCAGCCGCGAGGAGUUUCUGGGUAUCUUCCUCGAUAGGUGAUGACGGGAGCUAGCCAGAAAGAAGCAAGCAGGUAGCCGAGAAGCGAGAAGAGCGCGACUGAAGAAUCCCCGUCUGCUUUCGCUACUCCCCGAGACAAGACACCUAGCCAGAACUGGGA
This is a messenger RNA of Daldinia decipiens, 1054 nucleotides long. RefSeq lists its product as uncharacterized. Gene Ontology annotation, molecular function: microtubule binding; calcium ion binding. Bases 304 to 936 code for a protein of 210 amino acids. Gene Ontology annotation, biological process: spindle pole body duplication. The record is from RefSeq and is a predicted model, not a curated record. The transcript has 2 exons. Gene Ontology annotation, cellular component: half bridge of spindle pole body; mitotic spindle pole body. Lineage: Eukaryota; Fungi; Ascomycota; Sordariomycetes; Xylariales; Hypoxylaceae.